Notothenia coriiceps (black rockcod) is the source of this 1288-nucleotide messenger RNA. RefSeq names its product protein SET. Gene Ontology annotation, cellular component: nucleus. The record is from RefSeq and is a predicted model, not a curated record. Gene Ontology annotation, biological process: nucleosome assembly. NCBI's taxonomy places the organism in Eukaryota, Metazoa, Chordata, Actinopteri, Perciformes, Nototheniidae. The transcript has 8 exons. Bases 226 to 1044 code for a protein of 272 amino acids.
CUCUUCUCCAUUCGGCGAGGCGCGUCGUAAUGAAAGGAGCGCGUGAGCGGCGGUUGCUGUGACUUCCUCGCUCAUCGGCAGCUACAUUGUGUGGAAGCAGCACGUUGUUGGCUUCUGCACGCUGUGAACUUUACGCCGAAAAUUCUCCUGUUCAAGGAGAAACCAGAUUUCAAAGCUACCAGCUAGUUUCUCAUACGACAGUUAGUUAUCCCAGCUUGAGAAAUCAUGUCGGCCUCGGCGGCAAAAGUGAGUAAAAAGGAGCUGAACUCGAACCAUGACGGAGCGGACGAAACCUCCGAGAAAGAGCAGCAAGAAGCUAUUGAACACAUCGACGAAGUUCAAAACGAAAUUGACAGGUUGAACGAGCAAGCCAGUGAGGAGAUCCUCAAAGUAGAACAGAAAUACAACAAACUCCGUCAGCCAUUCUUUCAGAAGAGGUCAGAACUGAUCGCCAAAAUCCCCAACUUCUGGGUCACUACGUUUGUCAACCAUCCACAAGUAUCUGCCCUACUGGGAGAGGAAGAUGAAGAAGCACUUCAUUACCUCAGCCGAGUGGAGGUGACAGAGUUUGAAGACAUCAAAUCGGGCUACAGAAUAGAUUUUUAUUUUGACGAAAAUCCAUACUUCGAAAACAAAGUACUUUCCAAAGAGUUCCAUUUGAAUGAGAGCGGGGACCCAUCUUCAAAGUCGACAGAAAUCAAAUGGAAAUCAGGAAAGGACCUGACCAAGCGCUCCAGCCAGACACAGAACAAAGCCGGAAGGAAGAGACAACAUGAAGAGCCAGAGAGCUUCUUCACUUGGUUCACUGAUCACGCUGACGCCGGUGCUGAUGAGCUCGGAGAGGUCAUCAAGGAUGACAUCUGGCCUAACCCCCUGCAAUACUACCUGGUUCCUGACAUGGAUGAUGAAGAAGGGGAAGGUGAGGACGAUGAAGAGGACGAGGAGGGUCUGGAGGACAUCGACGAGGAGGGAGAUGAAGAUGGAGAGGAGGACGAAGAGGAAGAUGGAGAAGAUGGAGAGGAUGAUGAGGGAGAAGACGACUAAGUAAUAACUUGAUCUACCCAAACCCUAAACCUUCUAUUCCCUGUUUGGUUUUUCCACUCGCAUUCGGGAGCAAAGGUUUUAAUUUUAUUUUUUUGGUUACUUUUUUUUAUAAAUAAAUCUGUGUGCUUCAUUUUCCAUUCUGAAGCCUCUUCACCUUGGUGGUGCCAUGUUAUGUUCUCCUUUGAAUCAUCUUAGGACAAUGGCACUUUUCCCUGAAUUGUGAGUACCAUCCCCAAAGUCAUUU